UUAUAUCGAAACCGGAUUAUAUCGACUUCCUUCCUGUUCAAAUGCGAACUUGACAUGAUAUGUCGGAAACAAUCGCGGUCUCACAACGUACAAGAAAACCUUACACGUGAAAUAUUGAUUUACCUCAGCACUAUAAACUGCUUCAUGUCAAGAGGUGAAGCAGAUGGCGGAGCGAGAGGAGCGACGCUUCGCCGAAGUGUCACGGGAGUCCAUCAAGCUCAUGGCGGAGAGCGCCGGCGUAGAGCUCAGUGACGACGUGGCUGCUCUCCUGGCUGAGGACGUCUGCUACCGACUGAGGGAGGCGACGCAGGGCAGCUCUCAUUUCAUGAGACAUGCCAAGAGAAGGAAGCUGACAGUGGAAGACUUCAACAGAGCUCUGCGCUGGAGCAAUGUGGAGGUCAUCUGUGGUUACGGGUCCCAAGAUGCGCUCCCUUUCCGCUCGGUGAAAGAAGGGGAGCUUUUCUUCACAGAGGAGCGUGAGGUCAACCUGGUCGAGUUGGCCUUGGCCACCAACAUUCCCAAAGGCUGCGCCGAGACCAUGGUUCGAGUGAGCGUUUCCUACCUGGAUGGGAAAGGGAACGUGGAACCCCAAGGAAUGGUUCCCUCAGCAGUCCAGUCACUGUCGGAGGAUCUGUUGAAGUAUUACCAGCAGAUCACACGGGCCAUCCUGGGAGACGACCCUCACCUUAUGAAGGUGGCUCUGCUGGACCUGCAGUCCAACUCUAAAAUUGCUGCCUUGCUUCCAUAUUUUGUUUAUGUCAUCAGUGGGGUGAAGUCAGUGAGCCACGACCUGGAGCAGCUCAACAGGCUCCUGCACAUGGUGAAGAGUCUGGUCCAGAACCCCUACCUGUACCUGGGCUCAUAUGUGCGCAGCCUGGUCUCCAGCGUCAUGUACUGCAUCCUGGAGCCUCUGGCGGCCUCCAUCAACCCGCUCAACGACCACUGGACCCUGAGGGACUACGCCGCCCUGCUUCUCAGCCACAUCCUCUGGACUCACGGUGAUCUGGUGAGUGGGCUGUACCACCAGAUUCUGCUGUCUCUUCAGAAGGUUCUGUCGGAUCCCGUCAGACCGCUGUGCUCCCACUAUGGCGCCGUGGUGGGCCUCCACGCGCUGGGAUGGAAGGCCGUCGAACGAGUUCUUUUUCCGCAUCUUCCUGCCUAUUGGGCCAACCUGCAGGCUGUGCUGGACGACUAUUCAGUUUCCAACGCUCAAGUCAAAGCAGAUGGACACAAGGUCUACGGAGCCAUCCUGGUGGCAGUAGAGCGCUUGCUGAAGAUGAAGGCGCUCUCCCUGUCCCAGCCAGCAGCCGACGCAGGCCCCAGCGUCCAUUCGGGGUCGGCGGCGGGCGUUUUGGGCUACAGGGUGAGCUCGCCCGGUCUCAGCCCGCCACCAGAACCUCUGUCUGAGGCCGCCCUAGGCAUCGCAAGCCACCUUCAGACGGGUGGCGCCGGCUGCCCGUGGGAAGACUGGACGCCCGUCCCGCUCCCCGCCAUGUACUGCGAGCUCUACUCCUUCUUUGGGGAUAGCCUGGCCAUGCGUUUCAGUACUGGGCCCGGGUUCGGCGGUGACCCGGCGCAGCCCGGCGACGCCAGGAAAGAACCCCCCGGGCCGGCCUCCAAUCACGACACCGCUCGGAAAAUGCCCCAGCUCACGGCCAACCUCAACAUCAGUCCCAGGCAAGACGGAAGUCCACGGACCGACCCGCCCCCACCUAGCCUGGCCGCCACUGGAUGCGGAAGGGCGGUGUCCCGGUCCUCGUCUGCCUCCGUCCAGCGGUCGCGAUCGUCCACGUCGCGUCAGGGCCAGCGGCAGGCAGGUCCAUCUCGCGACGUUUUCCCCAAAGCUCGCUUCACCUCGCCACAGGCGGGGUCUCUCGUCUUCUCCUUCCUCAUCGGCGGCAGACAAAUGGGCCGCAGUUGCCGGGGCCGCCGCCCUUUCCAGACCACAUUUGCCCUCACGCCAGCCCCGGCCGCUGUCCCACCGCGCGCCUACGCCCACAAACUGCCCGUUAUCGGUCGGGUGGGAAAACCGGUUCGCCAUUGGUCGCCCUCCCACUAUUCCCUUCACCUUCCCCUUUAGUGCCAGUUGUCACAUGGAUGUAUGCACUUUUUAAUAUAAUUUUUAUUUCAUGAAACUUCAGAACCUUGCUUUUGACAAAUAUUUCCAAGUGGGAUUUUCCCAAAGCAACUCCAUUCAUUUGGUUUUUUUUUUCUGCAAACUUAGUUGGAUACUUGCUUCUUGUGUCCUCUUUGAGAGAAUACAUGUUCAAUGAUGCAGAUUUUACAUACAGUAAUAAAAAAAACUAAACAAUGUGA
Messenger RNA from Hippocampus zosterae (dwarf seahorse), 2316 nucleotides. RefSeq names its product TAF6-like RNA polymerase II, p300/CBP-associated factor (PCAF)-associated factor (gene taf6l). Gene Ontology annotation, biological process: RNA polymerase II preinitiation complex assembly; transcription initiation at RNA polymerase II promoter. Gene Ontology annotation, cellular component: SLIK (SAGA-like) complex; SAGA complex; transcription factor TFIID complex. Gene Ontology annotation, molecular function: RNA polymerase II general transcription initiation factor activity; transcription coactivator activity; protein heterodimerization activity. The coding region runs from base 164 to 2080 and encodes 638 amino acids. The record is from RefSeq and is a predicted model, not a curated record. The transcript is spliced from 12 exons. NCBI's taxonomy places the organism in Eukaryota, Metazoa, Chordata, Actinopteri, Syngnathiformes, Syngnathidae.